This is a messenger RNA of Malaclemys terrapin pileata, 2294 nucleotides long. It is a transcript of the gene ELP4, whose product is annotated as elongator acetyltransferase complex subunit 4. The transcript is spliced from 10 exons. Gene Ontology annotation, biological process: tRNA wobble uridine modification. Bases 5 to 1228 code for a protein of 407 amino acids. The record is from RefSeq and is a predicted model, not a curated record. Lineage: Eukaryota; Metazoa; Chordata; Testudines; Emydidae. Gene Ontology annotation, cellular component: transcription elongation factor complex; cytoplasm; elongator holoenzyme complex.
UAAGAUGGCGGCCUUGGCGACCGGCGGGGCGACGCCGAGUGACGGGGCUACCAGUUUCCAGCGGAAAGUUCCUGCUAGCAGCCGCCUGGCCGCAAUCGCGGGCACCAGGCCCUCGGUGCGCCACGGGCAGCUGUUGCUCUCCAGUGGGCUCCCCUCCCUGGAUUGUGUGCUAGGUGGAGGUUUAGCUGUUGGAACCCUUCUUCUUAUUGAGGAAGAUAAAUACGGUAUUUACUCCAACUUGUUGUUCAAGUAUUUCCUCGCAGAGGGAAUAGUCUGUGGACAUAAUUUGUUUGUUGCUUCUGCUAAAGAGGAUCCUGCUGACAUUUUAAAGGAGCUUCCAGCACCUUUGUUUGAUGAUGUCCACAAAAACCAAGUGGAUGAGAAAGAAACAGCUAUUAAGUCUAAACAGGAAUCUCAGGAAUCCAUGAAAAUAGCCUGGCGUUACCAAAAUUUACCAAAAAUGGAGGUCAGUCCAGCAGCUUCUGCACGAUUUGGUCACUAUUAUGAUGUAUCUAAAACGGUGUCUCCAGAACUACUUAAAUCUAUAAAGUGGCACCGGUUUUUCCUUCCUGAAGAAAUGUCUUUGCACCCUGAAAUAAAAACUUGUAAUAUGACCUGUGGUUACACCAGGCUGCUUCAAUCUAUCCAGAGGAUCAUAUACCAGGAAGGAUUUGAUGGAUCCUAUCCCCAGAAAAAACAAAAAAAUAUUCUGCGGAUAGGAAUUCAGAGCCUUGGUUCAGUGUUGUGGGGAGAUGACAUUUGUUGCACUGAUAAUCCAGAAGAUAUUUUUAGCCUCACAAAGUUUCUGUAUGUUCUCCGUGGUCUCCUCAGAAUGUCGUUGUCAGCCUGCAUAAUCACAGUGCCAGCCCAUCUUAUCCAGAAUAAAGCAAUUAUGGAACGUGUAACAAACUUGUCAGAUACGGUAGUUGGUCUUGAAUCAUUUAUCGGCUCUGAGAGAGAAACCAAUCCAUUAUACAAGGAUUACCAGGGUUUGAUUCAUGUGCACCAGAUUCCUCGGCUUAAUAGCUUGAUCUGUGAUGUGUCAGGCACGAAGGACCUUGCUUUUAGAUUAAAAAGGAAGCAGUUCACCAUUGAGCGACUGCAUUUGCCUCCAGACUUGUCAGACACAGUGAGCCGCUCAAGCAAACAGGAUCUGGCAGAAUCCACCAAACUGCUGAGCUCAGGAUGUGGUGCUAUGGCCAUAGGCAAGAAGCACCUGGACUUCUAGUGAUUUCUACUUAGCAGUUCACUCAGAUUUAUGUGACACUCUAAUUAUGACUGUUAAUGACUUAUGAAAAUAUUUUUCUUAAUGAUUUGACCCAGCAGUCCUUAAAAAUACACAUUGUAAAAUGGUGUCUCAUUUUCUUAUCCUGAUUUCUUUGAAGACAUUUGUUGUUUGUUUGCUUUUUUACAGAACAUCUGCAACACGGGUUUUGUUACAUUAAAAAAAACGCUGCAUUGCACUGCUAUUCUGGAAAUGUACAAUAUUUUGUUCUCAUAAAAAAUCAAAAUUAUUUUUAUUUUUAAAGUUCAAGAUGCUUUACGAAACAAUACCAAAUGUGUUGUUUUUCGCAAGCUAAAUGUGUCUGUUUAACAUGGUUGUAUUAAACUUUGAUUAUAAAUGUAAAAUAUAAAUUAGACAGUAUUGUGAACAUUAGCAAAUGAGAUUAAGGAACUCAUUAUCACAUUUUAUUUUAAAGCCAAAUUUAACAAUUAUUGUUGUUUGAAAAAAUAAUUUUGUACAUCUGAAAAUAUCAUUAUUGGCAAAAUCAAAAGUAGAUAUGAUGUUAUUUUACAGAGUACAUAAACAAUGCAUUUAAAAAUGUAUUGCAGUAUUUCAUGUGUGUUCUACUGUGUCAAUAAUUAAAAUGAUAAAGAAAGAAUUGUUCCAUAGUAAGAAUAUAUUAUAGAUAAUUAGUUUGCCUUAUGGGUUAAUAAAUGUAUUAAAAUGCACUUGAGUGGAAUUUACUAAACAUUGAAAAAAGAAUUGAUUUCCUUGUGUAGUUCAAAACAGUAAUCCUAAACAAUUGAAGUCAGCACUAUGAAAUUAUGUCAACAGACAUAAUUCAAGAUUGAAAUUCAAACUGACAGCUACAUUAAUGCUAGAAAACCAGAAGAGUGCAUUGGAGCUUGGGGAAGAGUAUCACAGAAUGAUGGUCUAAAACAGAACAGAAAAUAAAACUAAUUCAGGUUUCCAUACCAUCAUGUACACUAUUUGUGAACUUAUGAAUAUUUUGUGUGCAUGUGUGUAUAUAUAUCCAAAUAGAAAACUAUUAAAUAUAUUUUUAAACAUC